Molecule: messenger RNA, 2574 nt
Organism: Sclerotinia sclerotiorum 1980 UF-70
Lineage: Eukaryota; Fungi; Ascomycota; Leotiomycetes; Helotiales; Sclerotiniaceae
Exons: 1
Coding region: 1-2574 (857 amino acids)
Source: RefSeq, a predicted model, not a curated record
AUGAAUUCGGAGAAAUCUGUGGAAGCAACGGAGGAUGCAUCCUCUCCUUGUCAAGUUCCAAGCCACCCCAAGUCUUACAGAAAGCCCGCCAAAUAUGAUAUUCAACCACUGCCCCCGAUCGAUGAAUCCACCGAGUCCAUCGAAUCUAUUCAAGAAAAAUUCAAAAAUGCCGGACCAUCGGUACCGGUGCAAAUGGCUGUCCGGUAUAACACUGAUGAGUGUGAAGAUGAACAACCCCCCUCACUGACUUCCUCUGUUCCUUCAGCUAUGGUGUCAAGCAAGGGGACCACGUCAUUUGGACUCCUGCUUCCUACAAGCCACCGGUUAUCUCCAAUGUCACAAAUGAUUCAAGAUCUUGAAUAUCCAUCAUCUUCAAUAACCGUCGACUCCUAUUCAAACGACCCGCUUGGUUCAAUCCACGAUAAUGAAGCGGAGACGUUAAUCACUAGCAACAAUGGAAUUAAAUCAAGUGAUUGUGGUGGAAUUGACGCUAUUAAUAUUCACUCCAUCUCAGCAACCCCCUCAAUAAGAGAACUUUAUGGAGUUCAAUUGAAUUCUCGGUUUUCCAACCUGAUAUACGACGCUCAAUACGACAGAUACAUCAAGAGACCCAAGCUCGACAUAGAAGGAGGUUCGAGACCGAGCACUAAUCUGCAAUUUGACGAUGUGUAUACGGCGGCAGAUGGAGUGAAAGAGAAGAACGGUAAAGCUGAUGGUAAGAUGCCAGUACAUGCCAAGGCGACGAUAAUGAAAUACACAAACUCUGAUAGAAUAGCGGGAGUUCGACCUUUGAGGAUGAAGCCACAAGUCCAGCCUAGUAAUCUGUACCGAGAUGUUAAGAAUGGACUUGGAAAUGGAGGUGAAGAAGAUGUCAAAAAACAUCUGCGACUGGCUUCAGAGCCGGGACGUAUUGGAAGUCCAGUAGAAGAUCAACAACUUGGCAGAUUGAGAUCUGAUACGAUACGCACGAGGAGAAUUUCAAGACAUCCACCUGCGAAUAUCUCCAGAAAACUAGGCGACUCACCAACCUUAAAUCGACAAAAGUCUCGUCGGAGAAACGCCAGUCCAAUCUACUUACCAGCUAACGAGAACGAAAAUACAAUUCCAAGAAGACUUUACACGCUAGCCAAUAGUCAAUCACCAUCUCCAAGAAUUCGUUCAGUCCGCUCGCCACCACCAAUGGAUCGUCCAUACCGCCACAUCAGUCAACUGUGCUUGAACGAAAUGCCUCAUGUCGGUACUCCACCAGCUCAAGAUCGCGGUUCUAGUGGAAGCAAUUCUCCAAUUGUGGUCGAUAUUACUUCUUUCGUACCGCCAACAGCGAUUACAAAAUCUCCGCCGGAGGGUGUAACUUCUCUCGUACCGACCUCAACAACUACUGUAUCUCCAACUACGCCCAAAAGUUCAAUAAAGCUUCCGCCUUAUACUCUGGAUCUCCCCCAAAUCUUCUCAACUCCAUCACCAAUCUCUCUACCACCUCAAAUUGCCUCCGCGAUCCCCGCAACCCCAACUAGGAAUUCCAAUUCUGAACCGAACAUUUCACAUUCCCCAAUCUCCUACCAACAACCAGCUACAGCCAAAUCAUCCAUAUACUCUACCUACACCCCCGAAUCCUCUCCUCACAAUAGCGCUAUUACACCUCCUACAGUUUCGCGUAUUUUCAGCAUCCCUUCACCACCACAUACCCCUCCAGCCUGCCUUUUCCGCUCCAAUACAGUCAGUACCAAUCCCAGUAGUGCUACUCAGGGCACAUACUCACACAGUCGCAAUGACACCAUUUCGACACAGGCAUCUAGCAUUAUUUCACAUGUAGCUAGUCCGUCGCUAAAAGCUCAUUCAUCCCUUAAAGCUAGUCCAUUCAUCAACGCCAGUCAGCCCCUUAAAGCUAGUCCAUCUCCCAAAAAUAAUCCACGCCUCGAUGCUAAACUACCAGCUAUUCCACCGCCCAAUCCUCGCAUCAGCACUCUAAGCCAAGAAAGUAUCGCAUUAACCGAACACCUAGUACGAGAAGGAAUCUACGGCGGCAUCAUCUACGACAUUGGUAAAACCGGCGACGCCUAUCCCACUCAUCCCAAUCCACCUUCCACAGAAAACCCUAUCCCGCACUUCACCCAAAAACUCACCUCCUUCCAGAUCCGCCACAGAAAGAAACGCGAAGCCCGCAAACUAAACUCCGCGCUUCGCAAGCGCGAAAAAAAGGAAAAACGAGAGCAAAAAGCUAAAGAGAAGCAAAAUAGAAAAACAAUUAAGAAAUUUAAAGCAAAGACGAAGAAAGCUAAAUUAGCGGUGCAGAGGAAGAAAGGCAUGGUGAAUUAUUUUCAAAUAAGGGUAUUUUUUAGGGGAUUGGGAAAGGGUGUUAGGAUGAGGGUGCAGAGAGCGAGGAGGAGAUGGGGAGAAGUGCAGAUUUCGAGGAUUUUGGGAGCGAAACCGGAAAGGUUGGAUGUAAGGGAUGGGUUUGAUUUUGUUUGUAGGGGGGAGAGUGGGGAUAAGAAUUGGGAGCAUGUUAAGGAGAGAGGGGGUGUGCUGGAGGGAGAGGGGAAUGGCUUGGUGUUUGAGAGGAAGAAGGAUGGCUAG